Messenger RNA from Polypterus senegalus (gray bichir), 7346 nucleotides. RefSeq names its product interferon-induced very large GTPase 1-like. Bases 44 to 5779 code for a protein of 1911 amino acids. Gene Ontology annotation, molecular function: GTP binding. The transcript has a single exon. Lineage: Eukaryota; Metazoa; Chordata; Cladistia; Polypteriformes; Polypteridae. The record is from RefSeq and is a predicted model, not a curated record.
AUCCGAAAAAGAAGAAAUUUGGAGUGAAACAGAAUCCCUUACGAUGAUGACAUGCAUUAAAUAUGUCACAGAAUGUACAAAAGUGCACUUUAAGGUUCUUGUAAGUCAAAGUGUCUCAGAAUUUGUAUGGGAAAAACUCUUCCUUUAUAACAGAAACAUUCAGACAUGGCUGGUGAAGAUGGCGAACUUUCUAAAUUCUCCAGACACCUCACACCCAGUGGUCAGAGUUCUGCUGCAGCAAGUAACAGAUUUCCUUGGUGAACAUGAAAUUCGGGAGUUGGAAGGUCUUAAAUCUCUUAAAGGCUUUCUUCCCACCAUUAAAAAACAUGAAGAGAUAUUAAGUAUUCAAAGUGUAAAAGACCACUUGUCUCAGAUGAAAACUUAUGCGACACUUGAGGACCCCCUAACAGACGCAGCACAAGAGAUAUUUAAUUACAAAGUUCGCUGUUCACUCCUGAAUCUUAAGGACAUUGUAGCAAAAACUGGAGAACAAUACCAUCAGAGCCUGGUGACUCUCCUCUUCUACGAAUACAUUAGAAAAGGUGAUGUUUGGCUGAAAAUAACUGACUGGGAAGCGAUUAUAGAUAAAGUUAAUGAAUUAGAGCGCCAUAUUAAUAAUCUGAAGAGCAUGGACAAAGACGAAGGGGAGGCCUCUGUGUUCUUAAUGGCUCUUAAAAAGGUAGAUGGAUUGCUAAAUACUAAAGAACAAGAGGCCACAGAGCUUAUAGACAUUAUUAAGGAUGAAAUGGGAUCUGAUUUAUGUCCAGCACUUCAGGAAAUUCUGAAACAAGGUGGAGAACCAAAGUUAAACCUACAGCAGAUGAGAGACGAACUGAAUUUAAUCAUAAACAAAUGUGUUAAAGACAAAGAAAUGCAGCAAAAAAAUAUUAAUAAAAUUAAACAAUUAGCAUGCAAAAGUCCCAACUCCACAGUGCAAUUACAACAAUUGGAGAGCCAGCCAUUGAAAACAAAUGAAAUUAUUGAAUUACUUGGGCUUGAUAAAUUCUGCAAGGUGAAACAAAAUGUAAGACAAAUUAAGAAGGUCCACAAUUUAGAAAUACUUUAUAGCAGUCCACCAGAACUUGUCAACAUACCCGGGUACUUCAUUGGAAGGCUGAUGAUGUUGCAUUCAAACACCAUGAACCUGAAGUGUUUAAAACCACAAACACAUCCUGAGGUAACUAAAAAGGAAUCGGUGACAGAGGAUGAGAAUGAAAACUGGUUUGGUGACGCGAAUGACGACAAACUCAACAUAAAUCCUCUUGACGUAGUCGUGGCCGUGUUUAUGUGCUCAGAUCUCUUUGUUCAACAAGAACUUGUGGUGAAAAUGUCUCUGUGCCAGUUUGCAAUCCCAUUACUGUUGCCAACCACAAAUAAAACUAGUACCUUCCUCCUUUGGACAUUGAGUGCUGUAAAGAAGAAAUGGAAAAGAAAGUCCACAGAGAAUGAAAGUUGUGUUACUGACAAGAGGCUUGCUACAUAUCCAAUGGCCCAUGUCACAUUUAUCCGACUGGGAGAUCUUCAGCGUUCAAAAUCGGCCUUCUUUAAUGGUCUUCUUGGUGCCUCUGAAUUCCAGAGCAAUUUUUUCAUCCACUCAGACAUGGAGUGUAGAGAUGUUCGACGGAAAAUUUCCAAUGGCCUCAUUGAGCUCACUUGGCACUUGCCACAUGAGAAGGAACAUCUUGAUGUUUUCAGUACACCAUGUUGUAUAUUAAAUCUGCGGGGAGAUGCAAAGUUAUUCUCCAAACAUGUUGCAUUUCUUGCUGAAGUUUCUUCAGUAAUUUGUCUUUUUGUAGACAACAUCGGUGAUGAAGAGGAGAAACUGAUCUGUGCUCUUCAAAAAUCAAAAGGAAAAGUGUUCCUACUGGUAAAUCCAACAAACAGCAAUCUGCUGGAAAAUAGCAGAAGACUGAGCCACUUGAAAUCCACCCUGAAUAUUACAAAGGAUCAGGUUUUGAUUCGUACCAAGAAAAAUGAUAGUGAAUUCAUAUCAGUGGUCCGCUCAGCGAUAUCUAAUGUCCUGACUUCAGAACCGCAUACAAUGUCUUUGGAAAAAAUGGCAGAGGAUGCUAAAAGGUGUGGAUUUAACAUCGAUGAAGACUAUGCACCAUGCCAGACUGGAAAGGAUAAAGCAAAUGUUGUUCUUAGAAACCUAAAACAGAAAACCUGUGAUGAAUCCCAACAGAAAAAGAGCCCAAUUGAAGGUGAGAAAGCAGAAGAUAACACUUGUGAAUUUAACCAAGAAGGAAUUCCUAAAUUUAAAAAGAAAACAUUUCCAUUCCAAGGUGAAUCCUGGCGUGAGUAUUCUGAAACAGACAAAGAGAGUUGGCGGUUAAAGAACAUUGGUCAGAAAACGUUGUGUGAAUACACAAAGGAGUUAAAUCAGAAAAAGAUGAAAAUACGGCAGAAGCAAAUGGAAAAGGACAUUUCAGUUCCUGUUGAGAAAUUUAUCGAGGCGCUUAUGAUGAGCACCAGUGAAGAAAGGCUCUUCUUCUUGCAUUGGAUGAAGCUGUAUUUGGAUUCUCUUUCUGCAGAUGUGUUACCUGAGAUUCAAACACAGCUGGUGAAAUGUAAAGAUGAAAACAAAAAGAAGGCACUGCUAGAGAAGUUCUCCAACAGCUCAGUGGGGCUGGAGCACUUUCUGCGUGAAAUUGGCCAGAUGUAUGAGGCUGUAAUCAUGUGUGACUCCACCUUGAAAGCAGACUUGUCCAGUUUACCCAGAGUGGCUGCAGAGAUUCUGCUGGAUGGUGUCCCAAUUGAGCUCAUUGAUGGCAAUGUCUCAAAUAUUCCACUGAGGUGGGUGUCAGACAUUUUAGCUGAAGUUCAGAACAAAACACACCCAGACACUCACAUAUAUGUGCUGUCAGUACUGGGGGUGCAAAGCUCUGGGAAAUCCACCCUCCUCAACACCCUGUUUGGGCUUCAGUUUGCAGUCGGCGCCGGAAGGUGCACACGGGGGGCCUUCAUGCAGCUCAUCCACUUGGAUGACAACGUUAAAGAAGAACUGGGAUGUGAUUACAUUUUGGUGAUGGACACGGAGGGGCUGAGGGCCCCAGAGUUACUAAACUCAAGAGACAUCUAUGAGCAUGACAACGAGAUGGCGACACUCAUCACUGGAUUAAGUGACAUCACACUGGUGACACUGAGCUCUGAGAACAUUGCAGAGAUGCAGGACAUUCUGCAGAUAGUCAUCCAUGCGAUGAUAAGAAUGAGGGAAACUGGAAAGAAGCCCAACAUUUAUUUUAUUCACAACAAUGUCUCUGAUGUCUCUGCAGGUGUCCAGAACAUGUUUGGCAAUAGAAAGCUUCUGGAGCAACUUGACAUUGUCACAAGAGCCGCUGCAAAACAGGAAAAUAAAGAAAAAACCUACUCAAGAUUUAGUGACGUGAUUCAGUACGAUCCGAGUAAAAUAAGUAUAUACAUACCUGGACUAUGGCGUGGCGUCCCACCAAUGGCAGCUGUCAGUAAUGGCUACAGUGAGAAACUCUAUGAGUUGAAAGCUGUACUUCUAGAGUGUAUGAAGGAGAAGAAGGUAGCCUACAGUCCAAUGAGUAUAACAAACUACAUCAAGUCCAUGGAAGAUGUGUCCUAUGCUGUCAAGUCAGAAGACUUCAUAUUCAGUUUUCAGAACAGCCUGGCAGCAGAAGCAUUUGCUAAACUCUCUAACCAGUACAACGACUGGAAAUGGGAAAUCCAGAAGAGCUUCAUGGAGUGGAGAGAAGGAGCAGAGAUGAGAAUUAAAAGCUGUGAAGAGCCGGACUCUCUAGAGCCACAAUUAUCAAAAGAGGCUGGAGACCUGGCCAAGGCGAAGGAGGAACUGUACCUUCAAAAACUGACUUAUUAUUAUAAACGUGAUGUGGAAAACAAACAAUACAUAGAAAGAGACAAACAAUACUUUGAGGUAAAUAUCAAGGGUCUCUGUAAGCAGUAUAUGAACACUGCACUUAUGGGGUGCAAAACUUUAAUGAAAACCUGCAAGAGAGUCAAUAUGAUAAUGAGAAGAUAUAAAGAACAGAUCAAGGAAAGAGUUAACAAUCUCGUGAAGGAAUGCAAAGAAGGGAAAAGCAAAGUUUUGGAGGCAGAACUUCAUAAAGAAUUUGAGAAGAUGUGGAAGGAAACUUUGGGGUCAUUGGAGAGACUUGUGAUUGAAGUGGACAUCAGACAUGACAUGGAAGAGAGCCUCCUGCAGUCAGACCCUACCAGGAGCAAAGACAUCAAAGAAAAGCUGCGGCGCAGAGGACUUCAUGAGUGGGGAAACAAAGAGUUUAUAGCUCAUGAUAAACCUCCAAAAGAUGAAAAUGAUUUUAAAUGUCAAGUGAAUUUAUUUAAGCCAAUGAAAGGAAUAACAAGAAUGGCUGGAGGCUUCAUAGAGUACACCAAAUCAGUAUUUAAAAGAGGAGCUCAUGAAAACGAAACUCAAAGGACAGCAGAUAUGGUAAUAAGCACAUGUGUAAAGUAUAUUAAUAAACUUGUGAGCAGAGAUGCAGAUUAUGAUCCAAGCUUAUGCAUGGGAGUAAUCAAAGAAAUAGAAAGACAGAUGAAGACACUGGGGGAUGAGAAAAGGGAGAUUAUUGAUCAUCUGCAAGUGGACAUCAAACUUCACGUCUGCGGCUCAGCAGUCCAAAGAUUCCAGGAAAUGCAUGACAGAUUUAUCAGUAAAAUUGAUCCACGGAGUAGACUGGAGGAGAGGAAGCAAACUUACUGGGAGAUGUUCAGUGACCUGUACCACGAAAGAGAUAAGAGCCAAAGGGCAGCAAAGAGGUUUUGUGACUUGUGUUUAAAAGUGUCACUCAUUAGAGGAAUUGAGAGCCAAUUAUCAAAGAGAAUCGUCAGUGACAUGAGAGAGACGUGGGCCCCUGUGAAGCUGACAAACAUCCCCUACUUCCAGUUAGCUCUGCUCAUCAGUUUACAUGAGUCGGGGAACUUUGAAGACUACAAGGAGUACAUCAGAAAUUAUGAUGGCUAUGCACAGAGAUGGCUCUUAAAACAGGUGCUGGAAUAUUGUAAAACUGAGGUGGACGGCAAAAUGAGAUUACAUUCAAUGGAGGAGGAAAUUAUGUGCAACAUGAUGGGAAAAGUGAAGGUAACAUUAAAAGAUGUAAAAGAAAGUGAGAACAAAACAGCUAAAGAUUUUCUAACACAUUUUAUGAAAGCAAUUGAAACGAGGCAGGUAUGGAUUAUUAAAGAAAACUUGGAUGUGAUUAAUUUAAAAAAUAUUAAGCAGUUUGAAGUGGAGCUAUCAGAGGCAAUUAAUGAAUUAGAAAAAGAGCUAAAAAAUCAAAUCACACGUUUUGAUGUUGAAUGUAAAUUGAAGAAUCUGUCCAGUCCACCUCAUGAGCAGCUGUUUGAAUUGCUAAAAGGCUGUGGAGAGAAAUGUCCAUAUUGUGGGACUCCUUGUGAGCUCGAUGGGGAAAAUCACCAGCACUACUCGAGAUACCACAGGGCAUUCGGCGUCAGCAAUGCUUCACCAAAUCAGCUGAAAUCUAAAUCAGUAAUUAGAAACAUAUUGUGGUGGAGUUUUGACCUGAGAAGAAUGAACUGUGUGUGCCAAAAUUAUCAAGCCAGACAACACAACACAGAAAUAAACUACUGGGGUGAACUUUACCAAGAUGACACCUCACUUUACUGGCAGUUUGUUCUCAAUAAGUAUAAGGAGGAUUUUGCAACAUUUUACAAGACCACCCCUGUUCGAUUCAGAAGAACAUUUAAUCUGAACUGGGAAGAUGUGAAGAGUGACCUAGAAAACAAAUACAGAAUCAGUCUUGAAGAUCUGAGGUAAUGUGUGAAGAACAGAAUGGAAUUAUUGUUCUAAAUGCAGAGCAGAUUGAUCAAGGUAGUAACAUCAGUCAAAGUACAUUUACAAGAUAAAAGGAAAUAGUUCACCAAAUACCACCAGUUUACGUAUUCUCUAAAUAUCACAUUCAGAAAGGCAAGGAAAUCUGGGAAUUCAGCUUCAGACAUGUGAGAAAGCCAUUUAGUACAAAAUAAAAUAAUGUGAAGUCAUAUAAAAAGGUUGACUCUUAACACAUCACUUGUCCUCUUUUUAUUAUUUAUGUAACUUCUAUUUUCUGUAAUGUUGCACAUUUUGGAGUGAAUGUUCCUGGUCCAGAGUUUUAUAGAUGCUGUUCUGUGCUCAAUGCUGGCAGUAUGUCAAAACUUACAAGGAAACAUCUGCUGUUCAGAUGACAACGACAAGGACCAAUGUCAAGUGUCCCACGUCUUCAUGUCAGCCUUUACUAACUCCUGGGUUUAAACUUCACUGCUAAAAAGAGAUCAAACCUAGAACUUGUUGCAGGCCUCCCUGAAUUUACCAUAUGUGAUUUAUGGUAGUUCCUUAGAUCAGAUGUAACUGACUUUAUAAAGUUUAUCUGAAAAUGCAGAAAGGUGAAAUCAAACAGAAUCCUUUACCACCAGGAAAUGCAUUACAUGAAUGACUGAAUGCAGUAAACGAGUGUACUUGAAGAUCGUUGUAAGUGAAAGUGUCUCAGACAUUGAAUAGUAAAAAGACUUCCUCUGUCACAGAAACAUUCAACUGAACUUUCCAAACUAACAAGACACCUCACAUGUAGCAGACACAGUUCUGUCACAGCAUGUAUUUGUGUUUCCCUGGAAAAUAUGGAAUUUGAGAAAUGGAAGGUUCGAUGUCUCUCUGGGCUGUGAGGUCCGAAUAGGAUACGCCGGAGAGGUGUCAGCUUUAAAAGAAGGUGUUGAGAAUUUUGAUCAAGGAUCAAUGUGCCUCAUUAUUAGUUUUAGUAUCUCAGCUAUGAAAAGCCCAGGCCUGAAAGAGCUUUAAAAGGACACCAUUUAUUACUUGCCUGCCUUUCACUUGCUUUGUUUUGAACUUCUGUGAGUCAAGGUCGCUGUGUUCUCUGAAGAAGCAAGCAGGCAGGUUUUGUUUUGGGAAUGCAAGUGCUGAGCUUCUCACUAACAGAAGACGAAACAAACUUCAUUCAGGGCCUUUGCCCGUGUGAGUAAAGGGCGAGAUCUCAAGAUAAUGCAUAAAAUAUAAAAGAACUCAAAUGGCAUUUAGAAGUAUUAGGGCUCUUCAAUACCUUAGGCAAUAAAGUUACAAUAAAAUGCAUUACAAUAUCAAGUUAGUCUGAGCUAUAUAGGAGCUUAAGAGUUGAUUACUGAAGGUUAGGGAUCCUUCCCUGCACAUAGAUGUCCGUGAAGUAAGCAGCAGCUUGGCCCUGUCAGACAAGUGUGCUGCUGCGUGUUACGAGAUAUCUGCACUGCUAUCUGCAUUUGUGGGCUUUUAUAUUACCACACAUAUAUGUUUUAGGGUGGCACGAUGGCGCAGUGGUAGCGAUGCUGUCUCGCAGCAUGGAGACCUGGGUUUGAUUCCC